CACUUCAGCCAGCACCCGGCCACCAGCGGACAAGAGACGGGUAGCAUGGCUCCAGGAGAGAAGGGAAGGGAGGAGAGCCCAGCCAAGAGCGCCCUCCGGAAGGUACGCACAGCCACUCUGGUCAUCAACCUGGCCCGCGGCUGGCAGCAGUGGGCGAAUGAGAACAGCAUCAGGCAGGCCCAGGAGCCUACAGGCUGGCUGCCUGGAGGGACCCAGGAGUCACCCCAAGCUCCUAAACCAGUCACAUGCCCCACUCCCCGCCAGCCAUCUCAGAGUGCCGCAAAGGCUUCAUCCCCAAAGCCGGAGGGACAUGGAGAUGGACAGAGCUCAGAUGAAGCCGCUGAGGUUUCUCAUAUCAAAAGGAAAGAGGUGACCAAAACAGUGGUCAGCAAGGCUUAUGAGCGGGGAGGGGACAUAAGCCACCUCAGCCACAGGUACGAGGACGGUGACACGCCUGACUCUGGGCAGCCAGAGCAUGACAUCGACAGAAUCCUCCACAGCCAUGGCUCCCCAGCACGGAGAAGAAAAUGUGGCAACCUGGUAUCUGAGCUGACCAAGGGCUGGGAGGUGAUGGAACAGGAGGAGCCCACGUGGCGGAGCGACAGCAUCGACACAGAGGACAGCGGCUAUGGAGGAGAGGCUGAGGAGAGGCCCGAGCAGGAUGGCGUGCAGGUGGCUGCUGCCAGGAUCAAACGCCCCUUGCACUCCCCGGCAAGCAGAUUUACAGAGAAACUCAACUGCAAAGCCCAACAGAAAUACAGCCAAGUGAACAACUUGAAAGGAAGAUGGCAACAGUGGGCUGAUGAACACAUACAAUCCCAGAAGCUCAAUCCUUUCAGUGAAGAAUUUGAUUAUGAGCUGGCCAUGUCCACCCGCCUGCACAAAGGAGAUGAAGGCUAUGGCCGUCCCAAGGAAGGAACCAAAACUGCCGAAAGGGCCAAGAGAGCUGAGGAGCACAUCUACAGGGAAAUCAUGGACAUGUGCUUCAUUAUCCGCACGAUGGCUCGCCACCGACGAGACGGCAAGAUCCAGGUUACUUUUGGAGAUCUCUUUGACAGAUAUGUUCGUAUUUCAGAUAAAGUGGUGGGCAUUCUUAUGCGUGCCAGGAAACACGGAUUGGUAGACUUCAAAGGAGAGAUGUUAUGGCAAGGCCGAGAUGACCACGUUGUGAUUACUCUACUCCAGUGAAACUUGAACAUCAAAAACCAAACUCAACCCACUAUUGUCUUAAUGCUAGAUGCUAAUGUAUUAAUAUUUAAAUUAAAAUGCAAACUUUCUGUAACAAGUUAAAAAAUAUUAAACAAUUUUUACAUAAA
Propithecus coquereli (Coquerel's sifaka) is the source of this 1316-nucleotide messenger RNA. It is a transcript of the gene ABRA, whose product is annotated as actin binding Rho activating protein. Gene Ontology annotation, biological process: positive regulation of transcription by RNA polymerase II; positive regulation of Rho protein signal transduction. The transcript is spliced from 2 exons. Bases 46 to 1188 code for a protein of 380 amino acids. NCBI's taxonomy places the organism in Eukaryota, Metazoa, Chordata, Mammalia, Primates, Indriidae. Gene Ontology annotation, molecular function: actin binding. The record is from RefSeq and is a predicted model, not a curated record. Gene Ontology annotation, cellular component: sarcomere.